Molecule: messenger RNA, 1220 nt
Organism: Limulus polyphemus (Atlantic horseshoe crab)
Lineage: Eukaryota; Metazoa; Arthropoda; Merostomata; Xiphosura; Limulidae
Product: protein Wnt-7a-like
Exons: 4
Coding region: 153-1220 (355 amino acids)
Biological process (GO): canonical Wnt signaling pathway; multicellular organism development; cell fate commitment
Cellular component (GO): extracellular region
Molecular function (GO): frizzled binding; cytokine activity
Source: RefSeq, a predicted model, not a curated record
AGGGACGAUAUGCUACCGAAGUACAAGUUAUAUUGAGCCACAGAGACGCUAUGCUACCGAAGUACAAGUUAUAUUGAGCCAUACAAAAUCCCUUCUAAAGCUAUUCACCAAGACCAGCAGUGAAAUAUACAUCUCUGAAACAUUCUGUCAAGAUGAGGACUUUAGGGUUAUGGAAAAAAAUUAUGCUGGAUAAGUGUUUUCUAUGGAUAACAAUGAUCUUGUUGAUGGCUUUUCCACAGCAACAAGUUUCCGGCAACUGGAUGUACCUAGCUAUUCUUGGAGUAUCCAACCCUGAACUUGAGUCAACAAUUCAUGAUGUUCCAAAAUCUGACCAACCUAUUAGUCCAGAAACAUCUAUAUGUGCUUUUGUUCCUGACUUGGUUCCCAAACAAAUUCAAAUUUGUAAGGAAUACCCUGAUGCUAUCCAAGCAGUAAGUGCCGGAGCUAAGUUGGGUAUCCUCGAAUGUCAGCGUCAGUUCAGACACGAACGUUGGAAUUGUACACCAGAGGGCGGUAACAACGUAUUCGAGCAAACUCUAGAAAGAGGAAGCAGAGAAGCCGCUUUCAUUCACGCUAUCUUCAGCGCCGGUGUCGUUCAAGCUCUCACCGAGGCGUGCAGCUCGGGAAACCUCACCGUCUGCGCUUGUGACCGCUCCCGACAGGGCCACGUUACCACCGCGGAGGGUUGGAAAUGGGGCGGCUGCUCGGACAACGUGCGUUACGGCAUCUCUUUUGCUCGGCUCUUCGUCGAUUCAGGCGAAAAAGAUUUCCGAAAGUCGGCGUCAGGAGACAAAUCGGAUUCGGAAAGUAAGAAAGAAGCCCGAAGAAAGCGAAGGCAGCGAGUUCAAUCAAUGAUGAACUUGCAUAAUAACAAUGUCGGAGAUAGACCACCAAAACCAGACAGAACAAUUGAACUUGACUUCUUAUUAACAGGAUAUAGACCACUAAAACCAGACAGAACAACUGAACUUGGCUUCUUAUUAACAGGAGAUAGACCAUUAAAACCAGACAGAACAACUGAAUCUAGGUUUUUAUUAACAGGAGAUAGACCACUAAAACCAGACAGAACAAUUGAACAUGACUUCUUAUUAACGGGAGAUAGACCAUCAAAACCAGAGAGAAGAAGAGAACUUGGCUUCUUACUAACAGAAGAUAGACAACCAAAACAAGAAAGAACAAGUGAAGCUGACUUGUUAACAAUAUGUCCAAGGAUACAAUAG